Messenger RNA from Drosophila ficusphila, 1844 nucleotides. It is a transcript of the gene Tmx3, whose product is annotated as protein disulfide-isomerase TMX3. Lineage: Eukaryota; Metazoa; Arthropoda; Insecta; Diptera; Drosophilidae. The record is from RefSeq and is a predicted model, not a curated record. The transcript is spliced from 4 exons. Gene Ontology annotation, biological process: peptidyl-cysteine oxidation. Gene Ontology annotation, molecular function: protein disulfide isomerase activity. The coding region runs from base 163 to 1455 and encodes 430 amino acids. Gene Ontology annotation, cellular component: endoplasmic reticulum.
UUGUUGUUGCUGCUUCCCAAAAGAAAAUAAUUUUCAGCUGAAAAUUAAACCAAUCAGCUAAUUAAAUUAAGUUUUAAAACCAAUAAAAAUCAUAAAUUAUGAUAUAGCACUAAGAGGAUUGAGAAAAUCACACUUAGAAGUACAAAAUACAGCUCUGCAAAGAUGUCGCCAAAAUCUCUGUGGACCUUCGGCCUCCUAAGUGCUCUCCUUGUGACCUUGGGUUCGACGGCCAUUUCCUCGAGGGUACUCGAGCUCAGUGACAGGUUCAUUGAUGUUCGACACGAGGGCCAGUGGCUAGUCAUGUUUUAUGCACCGUGGUGCGGCUACUGUAAGAAAACGGAGCCCAUAUUCGCUCUGGUGGCUCAGGCACUGCAUGCCACUAAUGUGCGGGUGGGUCGCCUGGAUUGCACCAAGUAUCCCGCCGCUGCCAAGGAGUUUAAGGUUCGAGGCUACCCCACUAUCAUGUUCAUUAAGGGCAACAUGGAGUUUACCUACAAUGGCGAUCGUGGACGCGACGAGUUGGUCGACUAUGCAUUGAGGAUGUCUGGUCCUCCUGUUCAGCUAGUCACGCGAACGGAGAGUGUGGACAUGCUCAAGGGAUCCCACACGAUCUUCUUUAUUUUCGUGGGUCAGCAGGAAGGCGUGGUGUGGGAUACGUACUAUGCAGCGGCAGAAGGAUAUCAGGAGCAUGGAUUCUUCUAUGCCACCAGCGAGGAUAUCGCUGCCCAGCACUUUGACUUUGAGAAACUGCCAGCGGUUAUAGUCUACAAGGAGGAACAGCAUCACUUCUAUCCCCAUGGACAUCUGGCCCACGAAAUGGACCCCAAUGAAGUCAAUGAGACAGUUUUCCAGUGGGUGAACGUAGAGAGGUUCACUCUCUUCCCGAAGGUCACCCGAUUCAAUAUUCAUCAGCUGUUGAGGACAAACAAAUACUUGGUUUUGGCUGUGGUGCAGGAGGAUAAGCUCAAUCAGAUAGCCACUCAUGAGUUGGAAUUCCGUGACAUGGUUGAAGGCGUUAUUAGGAAACACAGGGCGCGAUAUCAUGAGAAGUUCCAGUUCGGAUGGAUCGGUGAGCCAUCUAUAGCACAUUCCAUUAUUCUAGACCAACUGCCUACGCCGCAUUUAAUUGCGAUAAAUUCGAGUACUCAACACCACUUUAUACCCGAAGAUGAUCCUAUGCAAAUGACCCCACAAGCUCUCCAUCUUUUUCUGGAAUCCAUCAGCAACGAAAGUGCGGUUGCCUAUGGAGGCGAUACGUAUUUCGUGCGUUUAAAUCGGGCACUGUUUGAGGUGCGAAGAGCCUUAAAGGAUAUGUGGCUGGGAAAUCCCGUGCUGACCACUGUUAUUUUUGGCCUACCGCUGGGAUUCCUUUCGCUCAUUAUGUAUUCCAUUUUCUGUGGCGAUUGUUUGGUCACCGAAGAGGAUUCCGAUGAAGACCACGAAAAGAAGGAGUAAGAGGAUCAAUUACAGAAAGAAGAGGAAGAUAGUUACUUGGAGAAAUUACUAUAAAAAGGUAAUUACGGUGAUUUCAAAACAAAUUUUGAUUGAUCAAAAGAUUGAGUUCCGUACAAGAUCACCAGAAAAAAGAAAACAAACCAAAAGGAAUACAAAUUAGGAAAGCCCCACAAGAAGUCGUAUCCCAUAGAUCAACUUUUCUACCGCAUAUAUAUGUAAGCCAAAUCUAGUCCUAUGUCAAGGUAUCUCAUCUCCGCUAAGCGAGAACUUCCAAUCCGCUUUAGGAAUCGCCAUUUGACACAAAGGAAUCAAUUCACAAUCGUGAGUUUGGUUCUUUUUUUUUCGUUUUAAGUUAGUAAAAGUAAUAAACAUGAUUUAGCGGAUGCAAA